Messenger RNA from Knipowitschia caucasica, 1911 nucleotides. Lineage: Eukaryota; Metazoa; Chordata; Actinopteri; Gobiiformes; Gobiidae. The record is from the annotation of a GenBank genome assembly.
AUGGUCGUGCACCAGGAGAGAGAAAUAAGCAGCCCCUCUGACGUCACAGCAGAGGAGCAGAGGAGCAAGAUGGCGGAGGUGAGCGGUGUGAGGAGCAGAAAUCACUACGACUCCAACUGUAAAACAAGAGUCCCCGGAGAAGGACUUAGAGGAGGAGUGCAGGAUGUCCCAAUCCUUCGCCCCAAGGCGAAGCCUCUGCUCGCCUUGUCUGAAGACCUGGAGGAAGAUUUUCUUCCCAAGAGCCAGACUUUGCUCCCUGACUUAGAUGCUGAUCCCACUCCAUCAGAUGAAGAAAUCCUAGAAGAACCGGUGGUAGAGGAAGAGAAAGCGCGGCCUAUCCAGAUCGUCCUGGCCAAGGAAGAUGAGCACAGUUUUGAGCUGGACUCCGCGGCGCUGGAGAAGAUCCUGCUGCACGACGAUGUGAAGGACCUGAAUGUGGUGGUGGUGUCUGUGGCGGGAGCGUUUCGAAAGGGAAAGUCUUUCCUACUGGACUUCAUGCUACGCUACAUGCACACACAGCAGCAGGGCGAGUCGUGGAUCGGUGGUGACGACGACCCUCUGACGGGGUUCACGUGGAGAGGAGGCUGCGAGAGGGAAACCACAGGAAUCCAGGUCUGGAGUGAAGUCUUUGUGGUGGAGAAACCAGAUGGCAGCAAGGUGGCCGUGCUCCUGGUGGACACGCAGGGAGCCUUCGAUAGUCAGUCCACCAUCAAAGACUGCGCCACGGUGUUCGCCCUCAGCACAAUGACCAGCUCUGUUCAGGUUUACAAUCUCUCCCAGAACAUUCAGGAAGACGACCUGCAGCAUUUACAACUUUUUACAGAGUAUGGACGUCUUGCAAUGGAGGAGAUCACCUCAAAACCCUUUCAAUCUUUGAUGUUCCUCAUCCGUGACUGGAGUUAUCCUUAUGAGCAUGACUAUGGGAUUGAAGGCGGGAACACUUUCCUGCAGAGAAGACUUCAGGUGAAGCAGAACCAGCACGAGGAGCUGCAGAACGUGAGGAAGCACAUCCACUCCUGCUUCUCCAACAUCGGCUGCUUCCUGCUUCCGCACCCUGGCCUCAAGGUCUCCACCAACCCCUACUUUGACGGCAGGCUGAGAGAUAUUGAUGAUGACUUCAAGCGGGAGCUGUCCAGCCUUGUGCCCCUUCUGUUGGCUCCGGAGAAUUUGGUGGAGAAGCAAAUUGGAGGUAGCAAAGUGACAUGCAGAGAUCUUGUGGAGUAUUUUAAGGCCUACAUCAAGAUUUACCAAGGCGAGGAGCUGCCUCAUCCCAAAUCCAUGCUGCAGGCCACAGCUGAAGCCAACAAUCUGACGGCCGUAGCAGGAGCCAAAGAUUUGUACAGCAAAAAUAUGGAACAGAUUUGUGGGGGAGAUAAGCCAUACAUUGCACCGGCAGAUCUGGAGCGCUGCCAUGAAGAGUUUCGAGAGCAUUCUGUGCGUUUAUUUCGAUCGGUGAAGAAAAUGGGCGGCGAUGAAUUCUGUCAGAAAUAUCAAGGCCAACUAGAGGGCGAACUGGACGAGGCCUAUGUCAAUUUCUCUAAACACAAUGACAGCAAAAAUAUCUUUUACGCCGCCCGCACCCCCGCCACGCUCUUCGCCGUCAUGUUUGUCACCUACAUUGUGUCAGGAGUCACCGGCUUCAUCGGCUUGAGCACUUUGGCCUCCAUGGCAAACAUGAUCAUGGGGCUGGCCCUGAUGGCCCUGUGCGCCUGGGCCUAUGUGAAGUAUUCUGGAGAAUACCGGGAGGUGGGCACCUUGAUAGACCAGGUGGCUGAGAUGCUGUGGGAACAGGUUUUGAAGCCACUAAGCGAACAGUAUAUGGAAGAUAACGUCCGGCAGACGGUGGUGAACUCCCUUAAAGCCAGUUUGACCGAAUCAAGCUCACGGCAAACGAAGCAAAAGACUCAGUGA